AUGCACAACAGCACUGCCGAAAUUCCUCACGCGGCUGAGACGCGUAACGAGACUUGGCCCAGCCAGUCGCUGAGCUCCGAGUUCUCCCUGGCUGUGUUGGUGCUGCUGGCUUUCCUCAUGGUGUUGCUGUGUCUGGUGACCAUCCUUGGCAACAUGCUGGUGAUUCUUGCUUUCAUUAUGGACAGGAACCUCAGGCAUCGCAGUAACUAUUUCUUUCUGAAUCUUGCUGUUUCUGACUUUGCAGUGGGUGUGUUCUGCAUACCCCUCUACAUCCCUUACAGCCUGACAGGGAAAUGGCACUUGGGAAGAGGCAUCUGCAAGCUCUGGCUGGUCAUGGACUAUCUCCUCUGCACAGCUUCAGUGUUUAACAUUGUUCUUAUCAGCUACGACCGUUUCCUGUCAGUUACUAAAGCUGUAUCUUACAGAGCCCAGCAGGGAAUAACAUCCAACCCAGCCAUCGAGAUGGUGGCCAUCUGGCUACUUGCCUUCCUCCUGUACUGCCCAGCCAUCCUGUUUUGGGAGCACGUGGCCGGACACAGCGUGGUACCGGUGGAUCAGUGCUAUGCUGAGUUCUUCCACAACUGGUACUUCCUCCUGUGUGCAUCCACACUGGAGUUCUUUGUGCCCCUGCUCCUGGUGACCUACUUCAACGUGCACAUCUUCCACAACAUCCAGCGGCGCCAGCGGCGUGGCAGCGUGCAGGACUGUGAGCCUCCCAGGAGCAGCAGCCUGUCCUGGAGGUUCUGUGGCUUGCCAAGGCCAGGGGCAUCAUCUCCUUCAUCAGAAGCAGAGGAAAGUGUUUCUUCUUCCAUGAAACCAAAGAAAGUAUCUUUGGGAACUGGCUGCUCGUCUCCAUCCACAGACAAUUCUGUAACCUCAGGAAAUGACUUUUCUGUUUCUUUCUGGGCAAAGAUCAGAUCAAAAUUGCAACAGGACAAGAAAAUAGCAAAGUCCCUUGCCGUAAUUGUCUGUGUGUUUGCCAUUUGCUGGGCCCCGUACUCUUUAUUAAUGAUUAUCCGUGGGCCCUGCCAGGGAACUUGUGUCCAUAAUUUCUUCUAUGAAGCAACCUUUUGGCUUUUGUGGAUCAAUUCCUCUUUGAACCCAUUUCUUUAUGCUCUCUGUCAUGUUAAAUUUCGAAUGGCUUUUCUGAAAAUACUAUGUCACAAAAAAUUUGCAACAUUGAGAUCAGGUUCUUUUUAG
This is a messenger RNA of Camarhynchus parvulus, 1200 nucleotides long. RefSeq names its product histamine H3 receptor-like. Gene Ontology annotation, cellular component: membrane. Lineage: Eukaryota; Metazoa; Chordata; Aves; Passeriformes; Thraupidae. The record is from RefSeq and is a predicted model, not a curated record. Bases 1 to 1200 code for a protein of 399 amino acids. The transcript has 3 exons. Gene Ontology annotation, biological process: adenylate cyclase-activating adrenergic receptor signaling pathway. Gene Ontology annotation, molecular function: histamine receptor activity.